UUUGCGGAUCUCUGCUUUUUUACCACCACAGUUCCCCAGGUGCUUGUCCACUUUCUGGUGAAGAAAAAGACCAUUUCUUUUGCUGGAUGCACAACACAGAUUGUUGUGUUACUUCUGGUUGGAUGUACAGAUUGUGCACUCCUGGCAGUGAUGUCCUAUGACCGAUACGUUGCUGUCUGUAAGCCUCUGCACUACUCCACCAUCAUGACACACUGGGUAUGUGUCCAGCUGGCUGCAGGGUCCUGGGCCAGUGGUGCAUUUGUGUCCAUGGUAGAUGCCACCUUUACUUUGCGUCUCCCUUACCGAGGAAGCAAUGUCAUUAACCACUUUUUCUGUGAACCUCCUGCCCUCCUGAAGCUGGCUUCAGCAGACACCUACAGCACAGAAAUGGCCAUCUUUGCAAUGGGUGUGAUAAUCCUCCUAGCUCCUGUCUCCCUCAUCCUCAUUUCCUAUUGGAACAUCAUUUCCACUGUGAUCCAGAUGCAGUCUGGGGAGGGGAGGCUAAAGGUCUUCUCUACCUGCGGUACCCACCUCAUUGUUGUUGGUCUCUUCUAUGGCUCAGCAAUAUUUGCCUACAUGAGACCAAACUCCAAGACAAUGAAUGAAAAGGAUAAAAUGAUUUCAGUGUUCUAUUCAGCAGUGACCCCCAUGCUUAAUCCUAUCAUUUACAGCUUGAGGAACAAGGAUGUUAAAGGGGCUUUCAGGAGAAUAACUUCUAGAUAG
Molecule: messenger RNA, 723 nt
Organism: Alexandromys fortis (reed vole)
Lineage: Eukaryota; Metazoa; Chordata; Mammalia; Rodentia; Cricetidae
Product: olfactory receptor 2D3-like
Exons: 1
Biological process (GO): detection of chemical stimulus involved in sensory perception of smell; G protein-coupled receptor signaling pathway
Cellular component (GO): plasma membrane
Molecular function (GO): olfactory receptor activity; G protein-coupled receptor activity
Source: RefSeq, a predicted model, not a curated record